Messenger RNA from Oncorhynchus gorbuscha (pink salmon), 867 nucleotides. Its product is annotated as cytokine receptor-like factor 3. The record is from RefSeq and is a predicted model, not a curated record. The transcript has 3 exons. Bases 114 to 578 code for a protein of 154 amino acids. Lineage: Eukaryota; Metazoa; Chordata; Actinopteri; Salmoniformes; Salmonidae.
UGUUUCUCUGACCGUGUGUGUGUGUGUGUUUUUCUCUGACCGUGUGUGUGUGUGUUCCAGAGUGGUGUCCAGGCAGUGAGGGCUACAUCCUCAGCAGUAGAAGGAACAUCGCCAUGCGGAGUGACUCGUCCCCCUCUAAAGCUGGGGUUCUCUACUCCAACGCCCCGACCUACUUCUGUGGACAGACGCUCACCUUCAAGAUCUCUGCCACCGGCCAGGUGGACAAGCGGGACAGUAUCGGGGUGUGUGUGGGGUGUGAGGGAGAGACAGAGUCUCUGCAGAGGGACCAGGCUGUCUGCAUCUCCACCAACGGAGCAGUGUUUGUCAACGGUAAAGAGAUGACCAACCAGCUGCCUUCCAUCACCCUCGGCUCUGCUGUGACCUUCGAUAUGGAAGUGGUCAACCUACUUCCUGUUAGCAACAACAACCUUAGCGACGGAGGCAACUUCAAGCUGAGGGUUACGAUUGGCUCAGGGAACCGGGAAGUGGUGUUUGAUUGGCUGCUGGACCAGGGGGUGGACUGCCUGUUCUUUGGCUGCUCCUUAGCCCACCCUGGUUGGAAGGUGCUGGUGUUCUGAGGCUGCUGAUUGGACAGCAGACCUGUCAGUCAACACAAAGGGACAAGCAGGGUAACAGUCCUGUCUGCUGGAGUUGUCCUGUCCCAAAUCAACCCCUAGACCCAACCCCUUAGACCAGUGCUAUUCAAACUUUUUUUUAGCAGGGACCCUAUUUUGCUGUGUGCAAUUUCUCAUGAACCCAACCCAAAAAUAAUUUUUAAAAACCAGUACAUUUUAGAUUUUUACAUCCACGAAUAACCCUUAAUUCAUUACAUUUACAAGAAACCAAAAUAAAUAUACUUUUCAAAUA